Phoenix dactylifera (date palm) is the source of this 990-nucleotide messenger RNA. NCBI's taxonomy places the organism in Eukaryota, Viridiplantae, Streptophyta, Magnoliopsida, Arecales, Arecaceae. The record is from RefSeq and is a predicted model, not a curated record.
AAAAUCUUCUUAUCGAGUCGCAUUUCUUUCGCUCGCGCGUUCCAAAAGCGAGGGCUCCCUUCCUCUCCGUGACCAAGAGCUUGUUCUCGACGAAGGAGAGGAGAAUGCUGAAGCUCUACGUGGAGGCGCCGCCGCCGCCGGUAUUGAACCGGAACACGGAGUGGGUGAUGUACCCGGGCGUGUGGACGGCGUACGUACUCCUAAUCUUCUUUGCCUGGAUCGCCGUCCUCUCCCUCCUCCGCUGCUCGCCCGGCGUCGCCUGGACCGUCGUCAAUCUCGCCCACUUCUUCGUAACAUAUCACUGUUUUCACUGGAGGAAAGGAACUCCAUUCGCUGAAGACCAGGGUAUCUAUAAUGGUUUAACUUGGUGGGAGCAGAUGGACAAUGGCAAGCAGCUUACCAAUAAUAGAAAGUUUUUGGCUACUGUACCGGUGAUCCUGAUGUUAUGCGUGCGAUCACACCUCAGAAAAGUAAACUUACGAUUGAAGGAUAUAGGAGAUUAUCAGGUACCUGAUUGCCUCGCACACGACGGACUACCAGCAUCCGAUGCUCUUCCUCAAUACUCUUGCUGUGUUUGUGCUGGUGGUUGCCAAGUUCCCUAACAUGCACAAAGUCCGUAUCUUUGGAAUUAAUGGAGAUCACUGAUCAAGUUCCCUAACAUCGGAUGCUCUUCUUCAUGAGCCUCCCAUCAUUGUGGAUGGCUGUCCUUGUCUUGGGACCGUGCACUAAAAAGUUUUGGGUUUUGAUUUUUUGCUCCCAAUGUUGCAAUUGUUCUUGCAUUGGCUGAUAUUAAGUGAAAAUAAAUUGCAACAUGCAUGCCAAAUUGAUCCAGCAUUAGUAGAAAAUUUGGCUUUUGUACCUUUGGCAUUUGCUCGAGGGAAGUUUUUCAGGUGGUGUCGCAAUUAUUCUCCCUCCCUCCCUGAGCCAUCUAUUUGCUCCUUGUGUAUUAUUUAAGACAUUUAUUUUCACUGUCCACUAACGGUUCUUUUA